Molecule: messenger RNA, 1120 nt
Organism: Seminavis robusta
Lineage: Eukaryota; Bacillariophyta; Bacillariophyceae; Naviculales; Naviculaceae
Source: the annotation of a GenBank genome assembly
AUGACGACUAUGCGUGUAGCAAGACCUCUGCUAUUCCAAAUCACCCUCCUGCUAUUCAGCACAAGGCUUCCCCUGGUGGUAUGUGGUAAUGGCCACUUGGAAACUCCAGGUCGAAACGAAAUUGUGCACUUGCCAGGCCACACUAUUGAAAACUCCCAUCAACUGCCUCUUCCUCAUACCUACAUUACUCCCGAACAGUUACCCAAGGCAUUUGACUGGGGGAAUGUCAAUGGAGUUUCCUAUCUCACGGGAUCUCGCAAUCAGCAUCUUCCUCAAUACUGUGGAAGCUGCUGGGCCCAUGGAUCACUCUCGGCUUUGGCAGAUCGCAUCAAAAUUGCAAGAAACUCAUCCAUACCAAAAAGUGACAUUCAUUUGUCCGUUCAGCACGUCCUCAACUGUGGAGGGAAAGUUGCGGGAAGUUGUCACGGAGGAUCAGCCACUGGAACCUACGAAUUCAUCCAACAGAAUGGAUACGUUGCCUACGAAACCUGUCAGCCCUACAUGGCAUGCAGCAACGAGUCACAAUGGGGAUUCUGUCCUCAUGUGGAUACCACCUGCCAACCACAAAACAUUUGUCGAAACUGCGGCAUGAAGUAUGUACUCUUUGACAAUCAAUGCACGGCCAUUCCAAGUGACCGCAUCCCCAAUGCAUCCAUUGCCGAAUUUGGAACCAUUUCACUCAGUGACAACAACAAUAUUCAUGCAAUCAAGGCCGAAAUCUAUGCGCGAGGUCCCGUCGCGGCGGGAGUCAAUGGAAAACCACUGCACGUCUAUCAUGGUGGUGUCUACAAGAAUCAAACCGCCGACAAACACAACACGCACAUUGUCAGUAUUGUGGGGUGGGGUGUUAACGACGAAAACGACAACGUUAGUGUGGAAUACUGGAUUGUCCGCAAUAGUUGGGGAGAAUAUUGGGGCGAAAAAGGAUUUUGUCGCAUCCAAUUGGGACACAACAUUUGUGGGAUUGAACACAAGAUUGUGUGGGCCACUCCGGGACGCUUCACGGUGGGUGCCAGAGGUGCUUCCCAACGAUAUGUGGAUCCUUCCAGUAACAACAACAACGACAGGAUGGCUCUCCAAAAAGGAAGGUAGAAUCGUGAAUUCAAGCAAAAUUGCCGUA